This is a messenger RNA of Pollicipes pollicipes, 1864 nucleotides long. RefSeq names its product proton channel OtopLc. Gene Ontology annotation, cellular component: membrane. Gene Ontology annotation, molecular function: proton channel activity. The record is from RefSeq and is a predicted model, not a curated record. NCBI's taxonomy places the organism in Eukaryota, Metazoa, Arthropoda, Thecostraca, Pollicipedomorpha, Pollicipedidae. Bases 1 to 1773 code for a protein of 590 amino acids. The transcript has 12 exons. Gene Ontology annotation, biological process: proton transmembrane transport.
AUGGCUGUGUCGGCACCGCUCGUGCCGCCGAAGCUGGUGCCGAUCGCGGCGGGGCGCGACCGGUUGGUGCCGACGGUGGCGGGGUGCGACCAACUGGUGUCGACGGUGGCGGGGUGCGACCGACUGGUGCCGAUCGUGGCGCGCGACCGGACGGCCUGCUUUCGAGUUCUGUCGCUGGUGUACGCCAAACUCCUGGUCGUCGUGUGCAUCGCAUUCCUCAUAUCGGAAGUCAUCACCUCCAACGUGCCCCUGUACUACUACGAGGGAUUCUUCGUCUACUUGUACGGCGGGAGUAUCCUGUUUCUGAUCUACAUCUUCACCUACCUCUUGCACGAGAGCGGCUCUGGAGGCGCCGGGGGAGGCGGAGGCUCCGGAUGCUGUGGAACUAGCGCCAGCACCGCUGUGGAAGUGAGCCUUAACCACGGGAGCGGCUCCCCCGAGCACUUCUCGAGAACGGGCCGCCUGCGCAAGACCAAGACGAGCGAUAAUGACCACAGUCACGGCGGCUUCUUCCUGCGGAUCGGCGCCAUCGCGUUCGGCCUGGGCACGAUGGUGUACAAUGGUCUGGAGCUGGGCUCGUUCUUCGAGAUCCCGCGGAGCUCGGACUGCUGGCAGAUGAUGCUGGCCGUCAAUCCCUGCCUGCAGGCCCUCUUCACUUUCAUGCAGAUGUACUUCAUCUUCAUGAAGUCCAGGCUGAACAUUCACAAGUUUAAGGUGGUGGCCCGGUUCGGCCUGAUGCACCUUGUGGCCACCAACAUCUGCGUCUGGGUCCGCACGCUGGUGCGCGAGAGCCUGCGAGUCUUCACCGACUACAGCGAGGCGACGGGCGACGCCAAGACGGAGGACUUCAUGAUACUGGAAAGACACGGGGAGAGCGAGGCGAAAAACAACUGCGGCCGAAUCAACAUCAUGGGCGAGGUGGUGGGCGACGCGUCACCCUACCUUUUCCCCCUGAUCAUCGAGUAUUCGCUGAUCGGCGCCACCGUCAUCUUCGUCAUGUGGAAGAACAUCGGUCGGUGUCCACACUACGUGGACGAGGACGUCAACCGUGACCACGUCAGCGUUUCUUCGAGGAAAGCGCACACCAAGGUGGACUGCAUCGGUGUUUCGAAGGGCCUGUUCUGCGGCCUGCUGGCGCUGGUCAUCAUCACUAUCUGCCUGGUGCUGUUCUUCGUACUGGUGCAGCAGGAUCAGCACCGCCGCCUGGCCAUCUUCCUGGCCGACACCAGCCACGCCGGCAUCCUCUUCCUCAUGAUGCUCGCAAGUUUGAUCGGAAUUCUCAGAAGCAGAAGGCUGAAGUUUGCUUAUGACAAGCCUGAUGACCUGGACGCCAUCUUGUUGCGGGUGUCGGCAUUCGGCCUUUUCCUGUACUCGAUGUUCUGCUUGAUCGCCGCCGCUCUGUCGCCCAUGCAAAACGUCCCGAACAUUCUGGUUCUGGUCACCUCGGCACUGGUCAUUCUGCAGGUGAUGAGUCAGCUGAUAUACAUAUCGGAUGUGGCGAAGCGUUCGGUGUAUCUGCCGGAACACGACCGAACCAAGCCCGGACGCCACGUGGUCACCUUCCUGCUGCUCUGCAACCUCGCCCUCUGGCUCGUCUACACGUUCGAGAUCGAAAAAGUGGACGCAAACCCCGUGCAGUUGAACUUUUACGGCCGGCUGCACUGGGCGGUGAUCCUGCGCGUGACGUUGCCGCUGGCCAUCUUCCACCGUUUCCACUCGGCCGUGGUGCUGGCCGAGGUGUGGAAGUCCAGCUACAGGGCACGCGAGGACUGAGCCAUCAGCGGAAACGGCUCCAUGUCCCGACGCCAGCGCUGUCCACGCGGCCGGACCGGUGCCCGACUUUGUGACGCGCCACGACCGGGUC